GCUGCUGUUCUCUCAAACUCUAUAUUGUCAGAAAAAUUGUAUUGUAGAGAUUUCGGAGGAUAAAAAAAAAAGACUUGCAAAUUAAAAAAAAAUUUUUAUUAUGACAAAGUGUAACUGAUAGGGAACAAAACUAUGGAAUUAGCACUGUAACGCAGGUGACAUAAAUAGAGUGAGGGACGGUAAAAAUAAAAGCAGUUAGUUUAGACUUAUAACGAGAUUCGAUUUCCUGCAGACAGCACAGUGUGGAUUUGCUCUAACACAACAAACCUUUCUCUUUCAAGAUUUUUCACACCAAAGUAAUACUGUGAAGUUAAAGUUAUUGUAUUGACUUAUCAGAUGCAAUGGGAAAACCUCAGUAAUUGAAUAAAACUGGGUACUUGAAAGCCAAUGUCUUCAAUUUUCCCGUGGCGAGUCGAGGUAACUUGUGAUGGUGAUCAGGAGUCGACUUCCUCACGCACGCCAUCUACAGACAGUAACAUGCAGUUGUCCUUUGCGGAUAUUGAAGAAUGGCUCGACACUCAUCCAGAAAAAAUGGCAGAUUAUUUUCUUAUGAAAGCAGAUAUCAGUCUCGUUAACCGAUGGCUGGUGUUACAUGGAUUUUUGUCGAUUAAAGACUAUGUUAGUUCACGUCGAAACUCUGCUACAACCAACAUCAGUAACGACUCAUCUCCACUUGAAAAAAGUUGCGAAUUUUUUAGUGAUAGUCCUGAUUCUUAUAUUACUUCGAAAUCAGUCUCUAAGAAACACCUACGACAAGACUACGCACUCUCGAAGAAGAUGAACGUUUUUCGAACGUGCGAUACUCCUGGUCAUAGCCCUGAUGUUUCUUCUAUCCAGUCACGAAGAAACAGUUUAAAGGACAUGAGAAAGUGUCUCUCUCUUCCUUCCAGAUCAAUUUACAUUCUUAAUAUGCUCAUACAAUCUAAAGUAGAAAUUCCACGUUUCCCGUCAAAAGGUCGAGAUUCCAAACGCGAGUUCCGUCUUUCCAAUGAACGACAAUUUUUCCUGGAGAGUGUUCAAGAGAUUGCUCAUGACUUGGAUGCUAAAAGUUUGACCCAAAAGAUAACUGUUAAUCUAUCAGUACUGGUGGACUGCGAUGGAGCAUCAUUGUUUCUGAUACAAGGACCCAAAAGUCACCGAAUGUUGGUAUCUAAAGUGUUUGAUCUUCAUACUGGUACAGACAUCAUUGUCGCUAGUCCAACAGACGAUAACGAAGUCCGAGUACCCUGGGGUACAGGGAUCAUAGGUCAUGUAGCAGAGAGUGGAGACAUUGUGAACUUGACAAAUGCAAGCGAGCACCCAAGAUACAACGACGAAGUGGACAAGAUUUGUGGCUACAGAACCGAAACUUUACUUUGCAUGCCUGUUAGAAAUGCUGAUAACGAUAUUAUAGCUGUUGCUCAGAUUUUCAACAAAAAUUCGGAAAGUGGGGAAGGAGUAUUCACGCCAGAAGAUGAAAAGCUGGCCAAAAUGUACUUGGAGUUUUGUGGAAUCGCACUUACUAACGCCUAUUUGUUUGAACUGUCUCAGAAGGAGUAUGAAAGAAAUCGAUCCUUAUUGGAAGUGGUUCAUGACUUAUUUGAAGAGCAAACUUCACUUGACAAAGUUAUUUUGAAGAUCAUGCAAAGAGCUCAAAGGCUUUUAAAUUGUGAAAGAGCGGCGUUGCUGUUGCUUCAAGAAGGUACGGAUUCCGAGAUCGUUAAAUUUAGUCGAACGUUCGAUUUGGCAUCACCUUUAGCAGGAAGUUCUACAACCAACACUCGAAGCUGGCCUGAACUGAAAACUUCUUCUGGACUACUCCAAGUUGCUGAAAGAGUAGUGUGUACUGGCGAAGUAUUGAACUUAACUGAUCCUCCAGAGAUUCAACAGGUUGGUGGGCGACACAUUUGGUCUUUGCUUAGCAUGCCAAUCAGAAACAGGGAUUACAGGAUUAUCGGCGUCGCUAUUAUCAUUAACAGGACAGAUGGUACGUCUUUUGACGAGAAUGAUGAACAACUAUUUGAGGCAUUCACACUUUUCUGCGGUUUGGGCAUCAACAAUACGUUGAUGUACGGUGAGUUGGAGAAAGCCAUGGCCCGACAGAAAGUAGCAAUUGAGGUCAUUUCUUAUCAUGGAACAUCUUCCAGGAAGGAAGUGCAAAGAUUUUUGGACACUAAGAUACCAUCUGGUGAUGAAUGGCAAUUAGAAAGUUUAAAGUUUGAUGACUUUUCUCUUAGUUCUGACGAAAUGAUCCUUGCUUCCAUUAGGAUGUUCCAAAAUUUAGGAUUAAUAUCAAAGUUUCGUAUUGAUUAUCAGUCUCUUUGCCAGUUUUUAUGUACUUUGAGGAAGAAUUACCGGAAUGUCCCAUAUCACAACUGGCGCCACGCUUUUAACGUUGCUCAAGUGAUGUUUGCUAUUCUCACGCACUGUGGUAUGAAGUCGAUUCUCACAGAUUUGGAGAUCUUCGGAAUGUUCACAGGUUGUCUUUGUCACGAUCUUGACCACCGGGGGACGAAUAACUCCUUUCAGGAGAAAAGCGGAUCCGCUCUUGCUCUGCUCUAUGGAAGUAAGGCCACAAUGGAGCAGCAUCAUUUUAACCAUGCUGUGAUGAUUCUCUCGAGUAAGGGCCACAAUAUAUUUUCUUCUCUGUCAGCUGCUGAUUACAGUCGUGUGAUGAAGAUUCUGAAGCAGGCUAUAUUAGCAACUGAUUUGUCCACCUACUUUCAGUUACGCGGGAAGUUCUUUUCUCUUGUUGACAAUGCUGAAUACAACUGGGACGUUGAGGACCAAAGGGAGGUGCUGCGAAGUAUGUUGAUGACCGUUUGUGAUCUUGGUGCUAGCACGAAACCAUGGCACAUUCAGAAGAAAGUGGCGGAACUGGUCACGAACGAAUUUUUUGACCAAGGAGACAAGGAAAAAACACAAUUACGAAUUCAACCACCUGCACUAAUGGAUCGAGAGAAGAAACAUGAACUGCCACAACUUCAGUAUGAUUGGAUUGAUUCUAUUUGCCUACCUCUGUACAGGUGUUUGACUAAGAUGAACGAAAGGUUCAUGGAAAUGGUAGAUGGAGCAGUGUCGAAUCAAGAAAAAUGGGCGGCCCUUUCUGGACAAAUUGCAUGCACAGAUAAAUCUGAAGAUUCCAAUGGUACAGCUGGAGUUUCCACAGAAGACAACCGUUCGAAAACUGGCCAGUUGUAGAACGUUACAGAAUGGCUUCAGACUCGCAUGUAUAAUUGUUAAUAUACAUAUAAAUAUAUGUAUGCCUGAUAUUACUUUAAUUUUAUUCUUCGUCAGUUUAUGGACGAUCAUUCCAAAACCCGUAGAGUACUGAAAUAUUAAAGAACCAUUAAUAUAUAUAUAUAUUAAACUACUUAAACAUAUCUUUUUCUGCAAAGGGAAGAAUAUAUUUAUUUCAAUGUCUAAUAUUAAUACAAUUGUUUCUUGAUGAUAUUAUGUAGUAAAGUAACAGCGUUUUAAAAGUACAUCGUUAAAUGUUAAAAUUUUUUAGUAGCUAUAACGUGAAAAACUAUUUGGAAUCGUCGAGAAAAUAAACAAUUUGUUAGUUUA
Messenger RNA from Limulus polyphemus (Atlantic horseshoe crab), 3549 nucleotides. Its product is annotated as dual 3',5'-cyclic-AMP and -GMP phosphodiesterase 11A-like. Gene Ontology annotation, molecular function: 3',5'-cyclic-nucleotide phosphodiesterase activity; protein binding. Lineage: Eukaryota; Metazoa; Arthropoda; Merostomata; Xiphosura; Limulidae. Bases 388 to 3180 code for a protein of 930 amino acids. The record is from RefSeq and is a predicted model, not a curated record. Gene Ontology annotation, biological process: signal transduction. The transcript is spliced from 21 exons.